This is a messenger RNA of Eublepharis macularius, 636 nucleotides long. Its product is annotated as X-ray repair cross-complementing protein 5-like. The record is from RefSeq and is a predicted model, not a curated record. The transcript is spliced from 2 exons. Gene Ontology annotation, cellular component: nucleus; Ku70:Ku80 complex. The coding region runs from base 1 to 636 and encodes 211 amino acids. Gene Ontology annotation, biological process: cellular response to X-ray; double-strand break repair via nonhomologous end joining; cellular response to gamma radiation. Gene Ontology annotation, molecular function: double-stranded DNA binding; DNA helicase activity; telomeric repeat DNA binding. NCBI's taxonomy places the organism in Eukaryota, Metazoa, Chordata, Lepidosauria, Squamata, Eublepharidae.
AUGGGGCCUUACACUGGAUGCAGCAAGUACACUUUAUGGCUUCUCCAUUGUCCUUGCUGUUACUCAAUCUCUGGAACUCUGACUUGUUUUCAUCUUCUUUUCCUACCUUAUGCAGAUGACAAAUGGAAAAUUGACUUUACUGAGAAAGUCUCAGCUAAUCAAGAACAGGUGGACAAAAUGAAGGAAAUUGUCCAGAAACUUCAAUUCAAGUACAGGAGCGACAGCUUUGAGAACCCAGCUCUCCAACAGCACUAUAUGAACUUGGAGGCCUUGGCCCUAGACCUGCUGGAACCUGAAAAGGCUGAGGAUCUGACAGUGCCUAAGACUGAGGGCCAAGCUACAAACUACAGGAUAGGUAACCUUGUGGAGGAAUUCAAGCAGCUGGUGUAUCCACCUGGUUAUCAUCCUGAAGGGAAAGCUCCAAAGCGCAAACAAGGAGGUGGCUCAGAACAACUAGAAAAGAAAGCCAAGAUAGAAAUCUCUGAAGAGGAGUUAAAAAAUCAUGUUCAAAAAGGCACUUUGGGAAAGCUCAUAGUAUCACUUCUGAAGGAUGUCUGCAAGAUUUAUGGUCUGAAGGGAGGUGGGAAGGAGCAAGAACUUUUAGAUGCGGUGAAUGAACAUUUCAGUAACCACUAA